AUGGCUGAUAAACUUCAUGAGUACCAGGGGUUAACAGGAAGGUUUCAUAAUGCACGGGACCGAUACAAAGAUAGAUGGUCAACAUGGAAGGAGCAACAUCCUAGGGGAGUCAAGGGUAUCUUAGCGGAGACCUUGUUUGGUAUCCCUAAUUCAGAAGAGCCUUCUGGACGAGUAUGGCAGGAUAGCGAAUAUAGUGAUAUAUUUAGGAGGAAAAGCCGCGUCGAGUUAAUGCGUAUUUCUGCCGCCGUAAUGGGCAUAGAAUUCUCAUACGCCGGCGAAACCGCUUUCGUGUCUCCGACGUUACUACAGAUUGGGGUACCGCAUGAAGAAAUGACAUUAGUAUGGGCUCUGUCACCGUUGAUAGGGUUCUUCAUGACUCCACUACUGGGUUCAUUGAGUGACAGAUGUCGUUCGAAGUUUGGGAGACGCAGGCCGUUUAUAGUUUUACUAUCGUUGGGCGUUUUUCUAGGUUUAAUUCUAGUGCCUAACGGAGAGUCAAUAGGCUACCUGUUAGGCGACGAGUAUUCAUCGAAUUCGACUACAACGCCCGCCGUGCUAGGACCCCGCAGUUCACUGGAAACUCCAGAAAAGAACUAUCAUCCCUGGGGCGUAGUGUUCACAGUUUUAGGAACUGUGUUCUUGGAUUUCGACGCAGACGCCUGUCAGAGUCCAGCCCGGGCUUAUCUCCUCGACGUGACAGUACCAGAGGAUCAUGCAAAAGGACUAAGUACUUUUACGGUGAUGGCCGGCCUGGGAGGUUUUAUGGGAUACGCACUCGGAGGCAUCAACUGGGACGAAACUAAACUAGGCGAAAUAUUAGGGGGUCACGUUAGAGCGGUGUUUUCACUGAUCACUGCUAUAUUCGUGGCGUGCGUCACCGCAACGGUGACCAGCUUCAAAGAGAUACCGCUCGACAAGCUAAACGAACAAGAUGAAUUUAGGAAAAUGGCUGAAAACGAGCGUGCUCAAGAAAGUUUCGAUGAGGAACAGGCUCUCGAUAAAAUUAAGAAAGAUAAUUCUAGUUAUGGAACAGUUGGCCAGUCUGAAUCUGCAGAGGCCGGGAACACAAUCAGCAUAUCGGACAGCCCACACGGCGCAGAGCCUCUCUCUUUGGGGCAUUAUCUCAAGUCGAUUGUGGUGAUGCCGGGCUCCCUUCGCAUCGUUUGCCUCACUAAUCUCUUCUGCUGGAUGGCACACGUUUGCUAUUCAUUAUACUUCACCGACUUCGUUGGCGAAUCCGUCUUUGGAGGGAAUCCAGCGGCGCCAGUUGGAAGUGAAGACCGCAUCAACUACGAGGCAGGUGUAAGAUUUGGGUGUUGGGGAAUGGCGAUGUAUUCUCUAUCCUGUGCGUGUUAUUCUACAGUCAUCGAAAGGCUUAUCAAGAAACUUGGCGCCAAGAAGGUAUAUGUCGGCGGUCUAUGUACGUAUAGUUGCGGGAUGCUGAUGCUUUGCGUACUGCGGGAUCCUGCUUCAGUACUUCUAUUCAGUUGGACUGCGGGCGUCAUGUAUUCUACGCUGUUCACGAUGCCAUAUCUACUGGUCGCACAUUACCACGCCACGGGGAUGUGGGAUAGCUCCGGUGGAGGUUGCGGACAGGAACGCGGUAUUGGCACAGAUGUGGCUGUAGUGAGCAGUUGUGUGUUCGUAGCGCAAAUGUUGGUCUCCAUACUCAUGGGACUGGCUUUGAAGGCCACAGGAUCCACUGCAGCGGUAGUAGCAGUUGCGGCAACUUUAGCCGCCCUUGCUGCAUUCACGGCCACGAAAAUUACCUACUUAGAUCUGUGAAAUGGCGAAGAAUCGCGCGGA
Bombyx mandarina (wild silkworm) is the source of this 1806-nucleotide messenger RNA. It is a transcript of the gene lovit, whose product is annotated as loss of visual transmission. Gene Ontology annotation, cellular component: membrane. Gene Ontology annotation, molecular function: sucrose:proton symporter activity. The record is from RefSeq and is a predicted model, not a curated record. NCBI's taxonomy places the organism in Eukaryota, Metazoa, Arthropoda, Insecta, Lepidoptera, Bombycidae.